GAUACUUGUUUAACAGAGUAAAAAGGACAUUGAAAUAAUGAAAUCUUUAACAGGUCACUUAGACAACAAGACUAGCAUUAGGCGUGUCCUGGUGGUCACCUCAAUGAUUGCACUGCCGUACUCUGUUGUGCAAGGGGCGCUUGAGGUACUCACGCCAGACCAAGACUUCUAUGUUCCUGCCAAGGACUACGACCUCUUUGGCCAUGGUGGAUCACUCUUCUGGAUGAUAUCGUCCAUUGUCUUUACGCUGAUCUACUCAUUCAUCUUGGUUUUGAGACUUGACUGGCUGAGAAAGCGUUUCUUAUUCCUUCUGUGGAUGCCAAUGAAACGUGCCUUCUAUGUGUACCUUGGGUUCCUAGCAGGUCUUAACCUAAUCCAGAGCAUUGGGAGUGGCCUCUACCAUGCUCAUAUUACUGUGGGUUUGUGCCUAGUCAAUGCCACCACUUGGACUUACUUUUCCCUCCUGACGCCGCUUAUAUACUACACAUUCAUAUCAGAAUUCUUUGGUCAGAAAAGUCGGGAGCAAGUUGAGAACAUUGUCUUCUCAUAUAAGUCUGAAGAUGAUGAGGACACCAGUUCCCUGCCUCUUCCAGGUGCUGAGUUUCCACAGCAAAAUAUUUACCAGUCUGGAAGUGCUCCAUACAGCAGCCUGUCAGAAGAGGUUGGGAGUGAUGGCCAAACUCCAGUUAAUCCCUUAUACUCCGCUUCCCUCCAGAGCCCAGACUCUAUCACUGGAUAUUCCAUCAACUCCGUCGAUGAUAUUACUAUUAAUGCUUAUAAUAAGUCUCAGGCACAGUGAAACUGGUCAUAAUCAAUAUAAAGUGUGCAGAUUUGCAUCAGCAGGCCAGAAUAUUUGGUCUUAAACAUAUGUGAUGUUACUCUACAAUCCAAAGACUUUGAUAAGGACACAUUGGAAGAACAAUUUUGAAAACUUUGUUUUAAUUGUGUAAAUGAAUGAAUGGUAUCUAUUUUACUUGUGGAAGUGACUGAAUGAAUUGUGUCUCAAUUAUGUAUGUGAAUGACUUGAGUUUGUGUAUGUAAAUAUGUUGGAAAGAGCAUUUAAUUAGUGAAUGAAUGAAUGAAUGAAGAAGUGAAUUACUAUUUUUUUUGUAUGUGUGUGUAAGGGUUUGAAUUUGUUGGGUGGAUAAGUGUGCAUGUACGUGUUUGUAGAUAUGUGCCUGUCUAUAUGUAUGUGUUUGUUUUUGUGCACAUAUUUGUAUAUGGGUAUACAUGUAUAUGUGUAUGAGCAUAUGGUUCCACUUAUAUAUGUGUGUAUGACUAUGUGUUUACAUUUUUCAACUCAAGCACACAUACACACAUAUAUAUUAUACAGUAUAUAUAUUGUAUAUACUUCAUCAACUUCCAUCUCCAUUAUUGUCUUUAGAAGUUGCAGUAUAAAUAGUAUUUUGUACAUUGAAUGUGAAAUUACAAUUUUAGUUAUUAUAAUUUCUUGUAACCUUUAAUUUUAACUGUGAUCCAUCCAUUUUUCAGAAUUAUUUAUGUGUUUGUAGUGUUACAGGUAAUUAUUAUUAUUAAUAUUACUUACAUUUCAGUCUAGUUUAUGUUUUUUGGCCAUGUUUCCCAAUAUCUCUAUCUUGGUAUGAGAAAACUACCUUUGAGUUUGCUUGAGAUUUAUACCCAUUAAUACACAUUUGGAUUCUGUGGUUACAAAAUUGUGUCAGUUUUGUUCAGUAAUAUAAACAUAAUUUUAGUUGAAAUGUAGAAAUAUUGAUUAUUUUGUAUGCUUAGAAAUAUUCUAUUCAUACAGAAUUCUAGUGAGCAGUAAAAUCAGUUUCUUUGAUUAGAUUUGGGAAAGUUACUGUUUAAAUUUAAUUGGGAACCUUGAAAGAAAAUGGGUUAGUAGAGGGAAGAAUUAUGACAAAGCACAGGCAAUAUAUACUUGUAUAUUACUUACUGAUCUUAAAAUUUGUGUUAUUCAUUAUGUACUAGUAUGGAACCACUCGGAUGGUUGUUUUAUACAAAGUCUUUAAGUCUUUUCAUUCCAUUAUCACUCACACUCAUUGAUAUUCUUAAGUUGUGUAUGUCUUUUAUACUUUCUGUUGCUAGUCUCUCUUUCACACAUAAUUAUUAAAUCUGUAUAUGUGAACAUGCAUACACACACACACUGCUUAUGCACAUGCAUACCUGCAGUCAUACUCAUACUCACAAUCCUAAUUGCCCUGAUACUCGUACUUAUUCAUUUACUCAAUUGCACAUUUAUCACUCACUCUGUCGGCACUUACACUCAUUCAUGCUUACUUACUAACUUGCUUGAACUCUAAUGAAUUCAUAUGUACUUUUACUCACUCACCUACUCAUUCACCCACUCACUCACUCACUCACUCACUCACUCACUCACUCACUCACUCACUCACUCACUCACUCACUCACUCACUCACUCACUCCACUCACUCA
This is a messenger RNA of Penaeus vannamei (Pacific white shrimp), 2415 nucleotides long. Lineage: Eukaryota; Metazoa; Arthropoda; Malacostraca; Decapoda; Penaeidae. The record is from RefSeq and is a predicted model, not a curated record.